Molecule: messenger RNA, 4370 nt
Organism: Leptomonas pyrrhocoris
Lineage: Eukaryota; Euglenozoa; Kinetoplastea; Trypanosomatida; Trypanosomatidae
Exons: 1
Coding region: 138-4370 (1410 amino acids)
Source: RefSeq, a predicted model, not a curated record
GAGCAAAGCACACAUAUUCUUUUUCUGUUGUUGUUGUUUACGGCGGUGUAUGCGUAAAAGGUAUUCCGUUGAACCAAGUUUUGGUUUCCUUUUUUUCUUUACUCGGAAAACAAUUUUCACACAAUAUAAUCCACAGCAUGCACGGACGUCGUCUCUUGGCUCACGGCCCCGCUGCCACACCGUGCCGCUCCCAGUGGCUGUCUACGUCGGCCGACCUUGUGGCUUCCACGACUGCUGUCGAAUUCGGCAGCGUUGCAUUCGUCCCCGCAUACCACGGAAGCCCAAGGCUUUUAAGUCGGUGGUCGUGCAGCGCCGCGGCUUUUUGGCGGCUCUUUUCCCCUUAUUGCUGCUUGAAAGGCACGUACUUGGUGGAGCCUUGGGCCAAUAAGCCGGUAGGCUUCUACGCACGUACCGCUUCGUGUCGGGGCGGCGGUGGAUUUGUAAGGCGCAGUCUUUGCGCAUCGCUGCGGCCGACAUCUGCCGCUGCCCUGCUAAAUAAUGCCUCUCCGUCCUUGUGUUUACAGCAGAAUAUCUUGAUAGCAGCGCGGGCCCUUCACUCGACCCCGCUGCAUCUUACCGGUGCGUUGACGCACGACGCGGCUGCCGCGCAACGCACCGAUGCGGCGGAGGCGAGCGACCGCCUCUCCUACGACCCGGAGCGUCACGUUGAGAGCGCGGAAGCGGUGCUGCGCGAGGUGUACGGUCCGCAAGCCAAACUUGUUCUUCACCGUCUCACGCAGCAUCAAGGACAGGCCGCGCAGGAGGCCAAAGACGCCGAAGUGGGGCAGCACGAAGGCGCCAUCGACGCAGCGGCGGCGUCGGCCGUGGUUAGAGUCGCAACCCCCACCCGCGGAGUGUACUACCGCGCCUCCGCCACCUUUCGCUUUCUCGGUUUCGCGGUGGAGCUGGCGGUUGCCAAGGGCCCUCGUGCGAAGGAAACCAUCGAAUCCUGCCUGCAGCAGGCACUCGCCAGUGAUAUCACGUUUAUCCGACCGGGUGGGCACGACUUCAACAACCGUAGCAUUCGAGGAGGGGGUGGUGGUGGUGCAGAGGACGCCGCCGCCGUUUCACGCGACCGACGUCACCAGACAAACGCAAAACGAAAACACAAACACCACAACCACAACGCUAGUACCACCGGGUUCACGCAGAGGAACGCGCACGCGAUGUCCCCAUCGCACGCAUCACGGCUGACGCCACACCAGCUGGAGCUGAAAGCCAUCGUGGACGACUUGCGGCAGCUGUGCGCUCACUUUAGCCGUGGUGUGAAGUUCUCCGUCAAACCGCCCUUUGCUAGGCGGCAACGGAGAGCAGCCACGGAAACUACAAGUGCAGCAAGGGGAGGGGAGGAAGGAUGCGAAACGGAAAUGGGGAACGAGGAAGGGCGGCGAGAGGACGCGAUCAUUGAAGAUAAGCAGUGGCGGUGCCGGUGCUACGUGAAGGAUGAGUGGAGCACCUUGGCGCAAGCGCGCCUCGUCUUUGAGAUGGCCGGCAGCUCACCCAACGACGCCCUCGUGCGGUGCAUCACCCAGCUACGUCAACAGUACAAGGAGGAGCUAGAGUCGCCCGCCGUCCUCGAGGAAGGCAUACGGGAAGUUAAGGGGAUGGUGCAGUCGCAGCACAAAACGGUCACCACCACCUGCAUUGCAGAGCCAACGAGCCCAUCUCUUUUUUCAUCCGCAGUGCCCACGUCCGCGGCUUCCCCUGCUCUUUCGAGCUUGACGGAGUUGCCGACGUAUCGCGCGCAUGUGGACGUGACGGAUGCACGCGGCAAUACCACGUCCUACACGGCACGUCAAAAAGCCUCGCCGUAUGUGGCCUACGAGGCCGCUGCGUCGCUGGCGCUGCGGGCGGAGACGCUCUGGGACAGCGAGACGCAUCUCCUCUCCGCAGGCCUGCCGACGCCCCCGCUGCUGUGGCGACUGCGGUGGCAGUUUGACCUUCUGCUCGACCACAUCUGCCGCGAGACGGGUCAGGCGCCGGAGGAGGUGGCGUGGAUUCAGCUCACGGGCGACACCUCACAGCACGCAUCUGAACAUCAACACAACGACCGUGUGGAGACAGAUGGCGGCGGCAGCGGUGCCGUCGACCCGGCCGUGUCGGACAGCCUCGGACCUUCGCCAAGUGGCGUCAUCAGCGGCGUGGUCGUCCCGCCGGUCCCGCCCCGCUUCAUCGGCUCCCUCUACUCAGAACGCAACGUCUUGGUGUGGCAGACAAGCGGGGGCGGUCGCUACCGAGUCGAGUUCGACACCUACGUGCAGGCGCUCUACCACCUGCUCGACCAGUACGCGGACUGCCUCUCUACCCUCCCCUGCAUGGGCCGCGGUGUAGGCGAGUGUUUGCUGUUUCCCAGCGCCAGAGUAUUGGACCUGCACGUGCUCCGGCACGACGCCUUCCCAGUGCUGCAGCACCACCGCGGCAACGUUAACUGCUACGCGCUGCUCGGCACGUUGACGUCGCAGCUGCUGGGCUGCCCCUACAUCACGCACUACCACUUCGACACGGUGACGAGCGAGUACGUGGCCACCCUGACGGUGAACGACGGACGCGUUACGAACCAACCAUUGAUUCAGCGGCGAUCCAAGAGGAAGGGAGAGUCGUGGCGCUUCGCCUGCCUGGAUGCGAUAAAGGAGAACUUCCCUCGGCAGUACACCGCCAUUUUAGACCGCUACCCGGAGUUGGACCUCUCGGCGGACGACAUGGCGCGCAGCGCCCACCUGCGUGCUUUACCGCGUGAGAAGCGCAUUCCAUACUUUGUGAACCUGUCCGUAAUGAUGCUGGCCUUUGCGGAGGAGGACCUGGGCUGGCGGCAGCCUCGGGUGCGGCUGCGCAACCUCGCCAACAGCCUCGGUCUCCCGCAAUGGACCGCCGAGUUAGAGGCGCAGGUGGAAGGCGAGGAGGGUCGCCGCGUCGUGGCCGUCUCGGCCUCCUUUCCACAAAUGCAAGCCGCGCGCCGCUCGCUCAUCUACCGCCUAGGAAAGCAGUACUUCCCGAACGAGUUGGCGACGUAUAAGUCGUUGAAGCGCAGCGACAUCAUCGACCCCGAGACGGAGGAUGGGCCGCGGGUGAACAAGUUCUACACCCCCAACGCGACCAUCAACUCCUCCAUGGUGAGCCACGUGCUGGCGCUCAUCGACGGCCGGCACCCGGCGAGUGCGCCGGUGCGCUUCACCCUCGAGGCACGGGUGAAGGGGGCGGCGGAAGAGACAAGUGUGGAGGGAGGCGGGCUGACGACGGCGGCUUCCGCGCUCGCCGACCCGCACGGACUGCUGGACAUGCGCUACGUGGAAGGCGACACGCUGCUGCUGAACACACAGGACCCGGUCAGUAUUUUACGAUCCCCACGCAUCGCCUACACGGCCCGAGUGCUGGGCAACCGCGGCGAUGUCCUCAUCGCCGACUUCGACUCCGACAGCGCCACCACCGCGGCCGACGCGCAGGCGGUGCCGGUACUCGUGACGGCAUUGAAGUCCGCCUCCUUCCAUCUUGCUGGGGGCGAUGCGGAGACGCUGUGGACCGAGUACGAGACGCACCCCCUCCCGGCCGUCACCUCCUCGCGGGUACUGCCCGUGGCGUUGUUCGAUCGGUUUUUUGGCAGUGCCGCCUUGGGCGAGGCAACCGCACCGACUCUCCGCGCCAUUCCACCCACCACCCGCGGCAGUCCUGCUACUGCUGCCGCUGCUCCGAGUAGGGGCAGCUCAGCGGCGGCCACAACGGCGGUGGGCGGCGUCGAUGACUUGAUUCUCUCCACCGUCGACGCCAGCAUCACGGUGGUGACCACGCAGGUGGGAGAGUACUGGUUUGGCACGGCCGUGCUGCCUCGCCUGGGCAUGCUGCCUAUCGCACGGGCGGUCGCCUCCAACAAGCGCAAGUGCAUCUCCGACGCCCUCAUCGCCGCAGCACGGCACAACUUCCCACGAGUUCUGCAGUACGCUAUCAAGCACGACGUCGCGGCCGCUGCUAUUGCCGCGGAUAUCUUGACCGAGAACAUCGUGGAGCAACUCCCUCCGUCCAUCUGCCAAGACUUGCUGGCGCAGCUGGCGCGCAGGAAGAGCACGAGGCCUCUGCCGCCCUUCCAACUGUUGGUGCGGUGCACCAGGGAGACCUACCCGAGUCGCGAGCGCUUCAUUCGCGUGCAGCAGACAUACGACACCACUCACGGUUUCCAGUACCGUCUCUACCUGCAGCGCGGCCGCGUGGUGCGACCCGGGGACAUGCAACUGGUGGGCUACGGCGUGUCCACCACCUCCGCCUCUGCGGCGCUGCACCGAGCAUCCGUGAUGGCGCUGGAGAACUUGUAUGAGUCGCCGCUGUACGCCGCUGUUGCCGCGCAGCCCAGCUACCGGGAGCCGCCAUCAGAGAACAAUUGA